AGCAUUUGUGCGGCCCAAGGGUCACUGCAACGGGUGCGGACCGACGCGCGCGCCCGCACCACAGCAGCGAUGUAUAUCAUCAUGUACUUCUACAUGGGGCUCAUCAGUGUUGCUUCUAUCGGCUCGCUUGAGCGCGGCCACGUCGACGAUCACAUGAUGCAGCAGCAUCUCAGGAAGGCAGACCCUGAUGUCGUGCAGAGUGAACCUGCACCAAUACCCCCCGUCGUCGUCCAGGAAACGGAUGACGGUGAUGGCAAGUUGCAUGUUGUGGUCGAAUUCGACGAGAACAGCACAACACAGUCACGCCAGGCGCAAAACCCAUACACCGUGUAUGGUACCUCAGGCCAUUGCUCGGUUUGCGGCAGAUCAGGGUACAAUUGCCUCGGCCAAAACGGCAAUUACGAUGUGGCAUGGGCUAGUGUGAAUUUCGGUGGCGUCAACCUGGGCACGGUCACCAAGUGGACAGUAACGGCAUACGGAGCCAAGUGCAGCGUGGGGACUCUGUCAAUGUCUUUGUCAGGCACGACCGCCUCAGGAUACUGUGGUUCUCCGACGGAUUGCAGUUGCGACGUGUGCCUCGCGUGCACCGCCUCGAGCGCAACGUACCCGAAUGGCAUCCCGAACUGGAAUUGGGGUAGCAACUCCAUCAGUCCCGGUUAUUCUGCGAGCACUUAUUGUACAUCCAGGUUGGAGAUCGACAUUCAGUACACGGCGGCGACACCCAACCCGACGCGCUACCCCACGCCCUACCCCACGCCCUACCCCACGCCCUACCCCACGCCCUACCCCACGCCCUACCCCACGCCCUACCCCACGCCCUUCCCCACGCCCUACCCCACGCCCUACCCCACGCCCAACCCCACGCCCAGCCCGACGCCCAACCCGACGGGCAUGGGCGGAGGCGAGGCAGGCAGGCGGUCUUCGUUUUCAAGUUCAGAGGAAGGGGAUGAGUUGGACAAAAUUCGGGGAGUUAGAACUGAAAGUUGUCCGUGGGCACACACAGCAGGGCACCCAGUAUCUGAACUUCUACGUCAAGCACCUCGAUCGUGUUAGGUUCACCAUCGGAGGGUUGCUGGGAGAAGAUGAUCACACGCAGGCGUCGAUGGGCACGGCAGCUUGCGUUCGGCACCUCUCCCUCUGAUGCAGGGGGCUACUGUCGCUUGCCCACAAUGAGUACGGCCAGCAUGAAUCGGGAGGUUUGCUUCCGCUUUUCAUGCGUCGAUGCGUACGUUAGCUUGCGUUCCGCACUUCUUUCAAUGUAGGGGAAUAAAGCCGCUUACCCGAGAUCAAUACGGUCAGAAUGGAUGGUUCGGUUUGCGUCCGAUGUCCAUGCGCCAAUGCGCACGACGGUUUGCGUCCUGCGUUGUUUCAUUAAUACUUCAUUAAUACCGUGUUCGGUCCGCAGACAUUCGGCCUAGAACAAAAACUAAGCCUCGCGAGCUGUUCACCCCUCCAUUGAAGAAGGGGGUCCGCAAUUACGUUCCGCCA
Messenger RNA from Prorocentrum cordatum, 1488 nucleotides. The record is from the annotation of a GenBank genome assembly. Lineage: Eukaryota; Dinophyceae; Prorocentrales; Prorocentraceae.